CUACAGAAGGAUACGGUGCAGCCGACGCAGCACCUGAAGGAGGUGCUGGGGGAGAUUGCUGUGAAGAACACACGCGGGCCCUUCAAAGACCUGUGGGAGCUGAAGAAGGAGUACAAGGCGACCGGCGCAGAGGAUGCACAGCAGCAGCAACAACAAUAG
Messenger RNA from Chlorella variabilis, 159 nucleotides. RefSeq names its product expressed protein. Gene Ontology annotation, biological process: transcription by RNA polymerase II; transcription initiation at RNA polymerase II promoter. The record is from RefSeq and is a predicted model, not a curated record. Gene Ontology annotation, cellular component: transcription factor TFIIF complex. Lineage: Eukaryota; Viridiplantae; Chlorophyta; Trebouxiophyceae; Chlorellales; Chlorellaceae. The annotation marks the transcript as partial. The transcript is spliced from 2 exons.